Mugil cephalus (flathead mullet) is the source of this 4263-nucleotide messenger RNA. RefSeq names its product SERTA domain containing 4 (gene sertad4). Bases 681 to 1847 code for a protein of 388 amino acids. NCBI's taxonomy places the organism in Eukaryota, Metazoa, Chordata, Actinopteri, Mugiliformes, Mugilidae. The transcript is spliced from 4 exons. The record is from RefSeq and is a predicted model, not a curated record. Gene Ontology annotation, cellular component: nucleus.
CUCGCAAACUGUUCACUUCCGACCCGUGGACCAAGAGAGUGGGGGAAUUUCCGAGCGUCCUCUGAACUCGUCGGCAGUAGUUGACUGGAAGGGAUGGAGCUGCGGCGCUGCUGGUGUUGUUUUCUGCGCCGUGCGUUCAUAUUAACUGUCAACCCGGCCGUGGCGACGUGAGCUCGCUCGGGACCCACUGCGAGGAAGAGAGAAAAGAGAAAGAGAGAGAGAGAGAAAAAAAAAACCCCGCCGUGAAUGGACUACCGCGCAGACGGACGCCAGUCUCAGCUUCGUCCCGUCCACUCACUGAGCAGCGCGGAAAAAAAACAACAACAACAGCUGGAAACAUUUGCCACCGAGGGAAGCGCGCGGGCAUGCCUCCUCCGCUCGGCUGCAGCGAGAGAAACGCGCGCGCUUAAUGAUUAGUAUGUAAACGAGUAGCCAAUUAACCAGUAAUUAACCAGUAAUUACAUAAGUAGCGCUCAAACCGGCCCGUGCGGCUCGCGUGUCUGCUGCUGGUCUAAAAUUAGAAGCGAGCAGAGCCAUCGGAGGACACGGUGGUAUUUAUUCACAAGGAGCUUUUUCAUUUUUCCCCAACGCACCUUGGAUUUCAGCCGUUACCACGAAGCAAGUGUGGAGCCGAGGACGAGGUCCAAACAAUUCAAGUCAGACCUGAAUCAGAGAGAGAGAUGACCCUUGUUUUGUCCAUGAAUCCUUUCCUGGACCCAGAGGGAGACCCUCCACUCUCCACAUACCAGCCCAUAUGGGAAUCGGAGCGCUGCACUAAGACCUGCCUGUCGAACCCGGCCCCACCGUGCACCUCUGAAGAACAAUUCACACAAGAAGCCCCCUGUAGACGAGUUCCUGAUCAUGUUUCAGUGUCGAGGAUCGCGUACUUCAAGAGAAAGUUUGUUGAGGAGGAUGAGGAGGCUCCCUUCAGCUUCAGGACAUAUUGCCAGACUGUUGCACCAGUUCUGGAGGAGCGAGCUCACGUGCUGCGCCUCUCCCUAGAGAAGAUGCGAUUCAUUGACGACCCUGAAGCUUUCCUCCGACGCUCUGUCCUUGUUAAUAACCUCCUUCGGCGUCUGCGAGCUGAGAUCCUGCUCCAGAGCACCGACUGGUGCUUCCCUCCCAACGCAGGGUUCGCCGCUGGCCCCUGCGUCUUGCCGCCCAGCACAAACCCUGCUCACCAAACACUCCACAGAGCAGUGCCCACUCGGCUGUGCUUGGCGCCCCAAGCUGGACCACCCUUCCGCAAGCGCUUGCGAAUGGUGCGCGGGGGACAGGGAGAUCUACGUCCUGACUGUGCUCAGACAUGCUGCUGCAUCUACGCAGCGGCGGCGGCUGCAGGACACUACCUCCACCUCCCAUUCUCCAUGUACGACGCAACACUCUCUACCUGCCCGUCCACACCACACUCCUCCCCGUUCUUUCAGCUGGCUAGUCACAGUAAGUUAGGUCUGACAGUCCCCGUACACGAUCACGAUGAUGAGGACGAAGACGCCGAGGAGGAGGAGGAGGAAAUUGAAGAAGAAGAGAGAGAGGAAGAGGAGGAGGAAGAAGAAGAAGAAGAUGAUGACGAGAGAAGACAAGCGGGGCCUUCUACGGAUGCUGAUAAGAACAAAUCAAGCCCGAAAAGUAGGACUAGGCCCUUGCUGGGUCACCCACACGCAAGGACAGAGGACAGCUCCAUGACAGAUGGGGUAGAAGAGGAGGAGGAGGGAGAGCAGGAGGAAGAAGAGGAGGAUGAGGAGGAUGAGGAGCAGGUUGUGAGACCUUGUCAGUGGGACACUACUGCUACAGAAAGAGAGCUCCACAAAUUUAGCUUUUGGCACCGCAGGGCUCAUAGACAAUAACCAGGCUUUUUGAGAAAUUACUACAUUCUACAUCUGUUAGAAUGAAAUGUAAUGACGAUGACAACUGUCAUCAGCUGAAGAUUAUUUCUUCUCAUAGCAGAUUAAGGCGUAAGCUACCUACACUAUAGUAAUGCCAAGUCAGCUUUAUUUUCAUGCUCUAACAUACCCCAGGGUGUUAUACAGACACAACUCUUCUACUAGCAUUACAGUCAGAUGAAGAAAAGCAGUCUCUUCUUGGCCUUUGUUGGCACUGGACACAUUUCUCAAACAAUUAUAAAGACCAAGGUCACUUACGGAUCUUAGAUUGCAAAGGUGAAGUAAAACUUGCUAUUGCACUGUCUCCAAGACCAUUUCAAGCCCCACAGCACAAAACUAAAGGUCUCAAAUGGGGCUUAACAUUGGUGCAACGGUCUCGUUUCAGGACCCUAAACAAGCCUAUGAAAUAAUGGGUUGUGGAUUUGGAAGAAUGUGCUUUUGUGUGUGUGCGUGUACGUGUGUUUCCGAGAUACAAUGUAGCAUUUCAAAACUUGAUUUUAAGCUGUUCUUUUUAUUAAUAAACUGGGGUGACACAUACAGUAAUUAUGUGUGCCUGUUGAUUUUAACGCUGUCUCAGGCAAUGACAAGCGACUAUGCUGCAGCAGCGGCACAAUGUGUGUACUUCAAAUUACUUUAAGACAAACACAAUCAUAAACAUUGUCAAACCACAAUUUAAAGUGCCUUAGUGUUUUUAUAGAUACAUGUACGUAUAUUGUGUGUUAAUGUAUUGUUCUUGUUAUUAAAUAGCUAUCUUGCAUUCCAAGUGACUGCGUUUGACUAAAACAGGACACGGGCAUGUAGUUAAAUGCAGGGAUCCUUUAAAAUAUUGUUUCAUGGUUGAUAUUUUGAAGCAAACUAAAUUUCCCAAAUAGUCUUUGUUUUUACUUUAAAAUGCAUGUUUUCUAGCACUUCCUGUCUCAACCAAGCACAGACGCAAUGCCAACUUUCAGAAGCUAAAGCCUUGAAAACUUAAACGUCUUCAAAUUCUCAUUUAUGUUUGUGAGAUUCAACCAGAAAAGGCUUGUCGAGUUUAGUCGUUCAGUCCAAUGCUGAGCGUUUACCAAAACCAAUCUGAAAACAUAAAACCAUAUCUCACACUGAACUUAAAAGAUUUCACAGGUUAAUCAGAUACUGUAAAUAUAUACAAGCUAAUGUUGGUUUUGCUGUUCUCCUCCCAUUUGUUCUAGAAAACCUAGCUGCUGGUUGCUGGACCUUGUUACAUUAGCACAGAUCCAGACUAGCUGCUCCCCCCGUUCCAAGCCCUUAUGCUAAGCUAUGCUAACUGCCUGCAGGUGGACAUGAUCAUGAUACCGAUACCUUCUCAUUCAAACUCUCGAUUAAAGAGUAUUUUAGAAGCUUUUCAAAAUGGCAUGAUCAGUGGUUUCUUGUUUGUUGCUGUGUCUUGUUUGGGACUUCUGAAGAUCAGAUAAUGACUAACCCAAACCAAAGUCGUUAUUAGACUGAAAGAUUAUAUUCGAUUGUUGUGUUUUCUCUCUCUUGUGACGUACCUUAAGGCCCAAGUCCUUUGGACGGAUGGACUCGGUUGGUUUGUUUGGUGGAAUCAAUCCUUGUCUGCUCCAUUUUUUCGAUGUGCAAAUCCUUUGCUACGUUUACAUGGACAUUAGUAUUCUGAUUAUAAUCAGAGUCAUAGUUCAGUCUGAAUUAAAAUGCCUCAUUAACUUCCUCAGUCAGAACAGACUGGACCAGUUGAAAGGAAUUUCCAGUAGAAUUGAAAAGGAUUGCGUAACCACAUGUGCUAGAUGCUAAAUCUGAUCAUUUCUCUAAGAAAUUUCUGCACAUGUUUUGCAACAUGUGUGGUGAUGACCAAGUGAGUUUCUGGGACGAAUAGAAACAUGUAGAAACAAUGAAACGAAAAGAAACGAAGCCAGAGUUGGAGUGAGCAGUGGUCCGUCUUUGUCUUCUUCUCUUGAAUGAAUUCAAGGUUGUCAAUCUAGUUGGGGGGGAAGAAAAUUCUUCUGUCACAUUUGACGCUCCACGGUUGACAGGACCACUUUGCACAUGUCAUAAAAGGCAUUUGAAUCAGUCUUAUCGGAUCCUUUUUAUUUAGCAUCCGUGCAAACGGUUAAGCUGGAGUCUCUAAUCGGAAUUACAGUCAGGUUGAAGAGAUAUUGUCCAUGUAAAUGUAGCCAGUGACUACAACUACACAUUUCUCCUAAAAAUCCUGAAUAUUAAAGCACAGUUACUGUCCGUGGGACUUUUUAAAUAAAACAAUCUGACAAAGCAAUAUUUGUUUCUGAGACGAAAAACGUGUAACUGCAUUGUCUGUUAUUAAAAACAACAAAAGAGCAGGUCUGCUCUGAUGACUUUAUGUGAUGUUCUGUGACAAGUGUAAAGAUCAGUAAAACAAAUGUUGAACAAA